CAAGAUAAUAUACUUGUGGAGACCUUGUGUUACACAUACUGCUCCUUAAUUCCCAUAUCACCAUAUAAACUCAAUCCAACGGCUCACAUUUACUUCAAAAAUCAUCCACAGAAACACGUAAUUAUUAUAUAUCAUCACUAACACUUAGCUUCUACACUUCACUAUUCAAAUUCAACCAAAAUUGAUAAGUUUUUGAAGCUAUAAGAGAAUUAAUGGCUUCUAUCACCAUGUUGUCAAUAGUUCCAACACCAAGAAGAGUGUUUGUAGCUACAGCUACAAAGGGUACAAGUGGUGGUGGUAGCAGCAAAGAAGAGAAAGGAUUGUGGGAUUGGAUUGUUGGUGGUUUAGCAAAAGAAGAUCAGUUAUUAGAGACUGAUCCUAUUCUCAAGAAGGUUGAAGAGAAGAGUAGUGGAGGCACUACUACUAAAGGUGGCACUACUACUAGAGGUGGAACAACUAAUGGUGGCAAGAAUUCUGUGGCAGUUCCACAAAAGAAAAAAGGUGGUUUUGGAGGAUUAUUUGCCAAGAAUUAAUUUGAAGUAAUGUUUAUGCAAGAACACUUUAUAUUCAGAUUUUGAAUCUAUUUACUGUUAUGAGGUCUUUUUAAUAUGUUGUUUAUAUUUCUGGUUUAUAUUGAAAUUUAUAGAACAAACCAAUUGAUUCAUCUUGGUUAAGUAGCUGAGACAUUUCAUAUUAAAGGUGUGUCUGAUGUUCGACACAUGUGACUAUAUGCAAAUACUUAUAUUAUUUGUUUA
Molecule: messenger RNA, 755 nt
Organism: Trifolium pratense (red clover)
Lineage: Eukaryota; Viridiplantae; Streptophyta; Magnoliopsida; Fabales; Fabaceae
Exons: 1
Coding region: 213-533 (106 amino acids)
Cellular component (GO): chloroplast
Source: RefSeq, a predicted model, not a curated record